This is a messenger RNA of Cokeromyces recurvatus, 1536 nucleotides long. RefSeq lists its product as uncharacterized. The record is from RefSeq and is a predicted model, not a curated record. Lineage: Eukaryota; Fungi; Mucoromycota; Mucoromycetes; Mucorales; Mucoraceae. Bases 1 to 1536 code for a protein of 511 amino acids. The transcript has 6 exons. Gene Ontology annotation, biological process: intracellular magnesium ion homeostasis; magnesium ion transmembrane transport. Gene Ontology annotation, molecular function: magnesium ion transmembrane transporter activity. Gene Ontology annotation, cellular component: membrane.
AUGGAGGAUAAAACCUUCCAUAUGAGGCCAUUCUUGUCUGUCACAAAUCACGAUGUAGUUGUUCAAAUGGAGCCUGAUUCAACAACGAUGCAACAAGAGGAUCUAAGAAAUAAAGAAAAAAAGCAAACUUCAGACACAACAUCAUCACCCGAAGUUGAAGUAUGUUAUCCUUACAUUUCUCAAAGUUCCGAUCAAUAUUCAACUAUAGAUAUCAACAUGUUGAAUGCUUAUCUUCAAAAGCAGAAGAAUAUCGAUGAGGGACUUGAAACAGAUUUCAAACUAGAACGUCAACUCACUGCCAAAUUAGACGAUUUACUUGACGCUAAUGAAAAACCUUCAGUUUCUAGAAGAUUUAGUUUAUAUGGUGAAAAUAUCAAGGAUCCUUCUGAAGUAAAUAAAAGUGUAGAAAGAUAUACAUUUUAUUCUGUACAAUCUGGAUCUCUUAAAAGUCAUUCUUUCCGUAAUUUGUUAGAGACAAAAGGCUUUCAAACAUUAGACGAAAAAGCAAUAAAUAAAACAGUUGCAGAACUGUUAGUUGAAACAACAUGCUGGUGGAUAGAUAUUUUAGCUCCAACAAAUGAUGAAAUGCGCACAAUCAGUAAGAUUUUUAGAAUACAUCCUUUAACGACAGAGGAUAUUCAAGCACAAGAAUCAAGAGAGAAAUGUGAAAUCUUUCAAAAUUACAUGUUUAUCAGUUUUCGUAGUUUCAACCAUGACUUCCAUAGUCCUGAUUAUCUUGAAGCAGUUAAUUUUUAUAUCAUUAUUUAUAAAGAUGGUGUUUUAACUUUUCGUUUUCAAGAUUUACCUCAUCCUCAUAAUGUCCGUCGACGUAUUCAUCAAUUGAAGGAUUUCAUUCGAGUUACACCAGAAUGGAUUAAUUAUGCUUUGAUUGAUAAUAUUACAGAUAGUUUUGCACCCUUGAUUCAGCAUACAGAAUUAGAAGUAGACUCUAUUGAUGAUCUUGUGCUUGUCUUGAAUGGAUCAGAACAAAACGAUAUGUUGCGAAGAAUCGGUAGUUGUCGAAAGACUGUCAUGCAAUUAUUACGUCUUUUAGGUCCAAAAGCAGAUGUCGUUCGAAGCUUAAUGAAAAGAUACGAAGAUAAAGUAAAAGAAGGCAAUUAUUUAAGAGAAAAGCCUUAUAGUCAAAAUACAGAAGAUACCUUAGAAUUAGAAGAAAUAAAAAUACAUCAUGAAGUGACAUUAUAUCUUGGAGAUAUUCAAGAUCAUAUCCUUACAAUGUUGCAAAACGUCAAUCAUUACGAUCUUAUUUUAGGACGAGCGCAUAGAAAUUAUCUUGGUCAAAUUUCAAUCGAAUUAUCUCAAGCAGGUAAUAGAACGAAUGCUGUCAUUAAUCGAUUAACUUUCUUUGCUACCAUUGUCGUUCCUUUAAACUUGAUAGGUGGUUUAUUUGGUAUGAACGUUAAAGUACCUGGUCAAGAUAACAUGGAUUUAGUUUGGUUCUAUUGGAUUGUAAUGGGCAUGUUAAUCUAUGUUGUUGGAAUGGUUGCAAUUGGGAAAAGGACGGGUUUAAUUUAA